AUGGAGGUUUCCAAUUGGAUUGAAAUAAGUUUCAUCACCAUCUAAUCACUCCCCUGAAAUGCACGUUGAAAAUCGGAUCUGGGUUCUGUGAAUCUUGGACGAACUACCUGUCAAAAACCUUCGCUUCUUCAACCAAAGCGUUGACUUGCAGGUGGACUGUUUGCUUGUGUUUAAGGAAGUAUCGUUCCUCUUCCGGAAGCUAUCGCCCUUCCUACUUCCUAUUGUUGUGGUUUCUUCAUGGAAAAUGAACCCUUUCUCUUGAAUCCCGGAGGAGCAGAGGAAUCCGACGGCAUUUCGACGUGUAAUGGCCUUUCUUCCGGUGCACGUGAUGUUGCCGAUGAUGCUGGCAUCGCCGUUCCGAGGACGCCCCGUUCUUCUUCUCCAUUUGUCGAUUUCAUUGCCAACUUGAACGAUAUGGAGAAACCGGUAAUCUGCCGUUCACAUUCUGCUCCUUCGUUGUUCAGCAGAAACAAGGAAUCGGUUCCCGACCUUUUAAAUCCUGGACGCGCCCCUGAGUUUGCCUCUUCCAUCGUCCGCCACGCAUUGAUUGCUGUCCUCAUGUAUUUCAUGUUCGGCGUUGUCAUCUACAUAACUACUGGAAAUUUCGAGGGCCAGGAGACGGUGAGAUUCAUCGAUGCCGUGUAUUUCACCGUGGUCACAUUCUGCACGAUCGGUUAUGGUGAUAUCGUCCCCAGCACCACAUUUACCAAGCUAUUCACUUGCGCAUUCAUCCUGGCAGGGUUCGGGUUACUUGGGAUUCUGCUCAACGGAUUGGUCACCUACAUCUGCGAUCGGCAGGAAGCCGUCAUGUUGAGCGCCGUGGACGAGAACAGCUUCAAUGCGAUGGUUCAGACGUAUAUGGUCGACAAGGAAAAGGGCAGGAUGAGGAUAAGAAUCAAAGUUUGCUUGGCUUUAGGUGUGGUCUUCGUUUGCAUUGCCGUAGGGACGGUGACGGUUCGUUGCUUGGAGGAUUUGAGUUGGGUCGAUAGCUUUUAUCUGUCUGUCAUUUCAGUGACAACCGUUGGUUAUGGAGAUUGUGGGUUUUCAACCGCGGCGGGUAGGUGUUUCGCAAUAGUGUGGCUACUAUUGAGUACAUUGGCCGUCGCUAAGGCGUUCUUGUACCUAACCGAACUGAGAGUCGACAAGAGGAAUCGCCUGAUCGCAAACUGGGUUCUCCAGCAGAAGAUGACUCUGGGGGAUUUAGUCGCGGCCGACUUGGACAAUGACGGAUAUGUCAGAAAAUCGGAGUUCAUUAUCUACAAGCUAAGGCAGAUGGGAAAGAUAGCGGAGAGAGAUAUCGCCCUGAUAGGCAACCAAUUCAAUGUUUUGGACACUAGGAAAUGUGGCAAGAUUACCCUUUCUGAUCUUAUGGAAAGUGAAUGAUUCAGGAGUGAAGUGUGGCAUGCGCUUGGUAAGCCCAAUCCUGGUGCUUGUCUGUUGUCCUUCUUUCAAGAAAACAGAAAAGAAAAGAAAAGGCGAUCAAUUCUUUUGGGGCGUUUGUUGUAUUCGAUGGUUGUGGUGCAUCAUGCGUGCUUGGAAAGAUCAAUGCGAGCCGGAUGAUGUGAAGAAGAAAAUCAGUGUAUGAGCUUACCAAAUUUCCAAGAAUACAGCAUGCAGAGACUGCCUCGACACACUAGCUCUUCAUUUUCUUGUUCAAGCAACACCAGCUCCCACGAAAACGCGAUGUAGAGAUGCAAAAGCUUGCCUUUUCUUUCCUUCUUGAAAUUCGUCUGAUGUCCAGAAAUUUCUGCGAAAUUCGCAGUUUCAAUGAUUUCUUC
Rhodamnia argentea is the source of this 1778-nucleotide messenger RNA. Its product is annotated as two pore potassium channel c-like. The coding region runs from base 238 to 1383 and encodes 381 amino acids. Gene Ontology annotation, molecular function: potassium ion leak channel activity. Gene Ontology annotation, cellular component: plant-type vacuole membrane. The transcript is spliced from 3 exons. The record is from RefSeq and is a predicted model, not a curated record. Lineage: Eukaryota; Viridiplantae; Streptophyta; Magnoliopsida; Myrtales; Myrtaceae. Gene Ontology annotation, biological process: potassium ion transmembrane transport; stabilization of membrane potential.